Molecule: messenger RNA, 1009 nt
Organism: Ipomoea triloba (trilobed morning glory)
Lineage: Eukaryota; Viridiplantae; Streptophyta; Magnoliopsida; Solanales; Convolvulaceae
Product: protein Dr1 homolog
Exons: 6
Coding region: 229-693 (154 amino acids)
Molecular function (GO): protein heterodimerization activity
Source: RefSeq, a predicted model, not a curated record
UCAUGCCCGCCCCACACUUCUUACCUGCAGCGCGUGGUAAAUCCGUCCUUCUACGCUCCUUUGAGGAAAUUUUGCCCUAAUCGCAAUUCCUCUGCUCUCUAUAUUCACCACCACCGGCAACCACUGCUACUUCUCCUCUAAUCGGCCGAGCCUUUGCCGGAUUUUUAAUUUUGUCCCUUCUCCUGUCCGAUCUUCUCGUUUUUGUAAGAUUUUUUUUCAAGGGAUAAGAUGGAAUCGAUGGACAUCGUUGGUAAAUCGAAAGAAGAUGCUUCGCUUCCCAAAGCAACUAUGACAAAAAUUAUUAAAGAGAUGCUACCACCAGAUGUUCGUGUUGCCCGAGAUGCUCAGGAUCUGUUAAUUGAAUGUUGUGUAGAAUUUAUUAAUCUAAUAUCAUCAGAAUCAAAUGAAGUUUGUAAUAAAGAAGAGAGACGAACAAUUGCUCCUGAGCAUGUGCUCAAGGCCCUUGAGGUCCUAGGCUUUGGGGAUUAUAUUGAAGAAGUUUAUGCUGCAUAUGAACAGCACAGGCUUGAAACUAUGGAUACCGUCAGGGCUGGGAAGUGGAACAAUGUAGCUGAAAUGACCGAAGAAGAAGCGUUGGCUGAGCAACAGAGGAUGUUUGCAGAAGCGCGGACAAGGAUGAAUAACGGCAUCGUGGUCCCCAAACAAUCAGACCCAGAGCCGGAACAUAAAUAAACUGCUAACUUGUGUACCUCCAUCUUUAGGUUUAGGCAAGAUCUGUUGCUUCAUAGUUAUUAGGAUUCUGUCUUGCAUUAUCAUGUACAGAAAUCUCUUAGCUAGCCUGCCCCUCCUUUUGGCCUUACUUGUACUUCAUGAAUUUAUGUCUAUAUGUUUAUGUAGUUAGUGUUUUGCCAUGGAACUUUGGUGUAUCAGUGUUAGUGCAAAAGGUAUUUCCUCUUGCCUGAACUCAGUUCAGCUAAGCAUCAAUCUAAAUCUAGUUGAUGUUAGUUGCAACAUUGGCUGUUCAAUGGAAUUACUACUACCUGUUUUA